AUGGUGAAUCUGCUACAGCACUGCAGUCAUUAUGAAGUCUUUAAGUUCGGAAGCCUGGUUGAAGCUUUGACUGCUAUUGGGAAGAAAAAGGAAAGCAUAAACCUCAUCAUAACAAACAUCAACCAGUCAAACAUAAAAGGGUUUGAGAUCCUCGAGUACAUUGAAAAGAGACUCAAUCUUCCUGUCAUCUCAAUGCCUCCCAAUGAGAACACAAAUCUUGUGUCCUUAGAACUAUCCAGUGCAGUUCAACUAUAUAUUUUGAAAUCAUUGAGCAUAAACAACUUUAAAGCCCUUUGGCAACAUGCUUAUGAAAAGGAGACAGGCAAAGCAACUAGUGAUCCAAGUGUAUCACUUGUCCAAGCGGGUGCAGUGGAAGCAAGGCCAGAGGAAACAGAAUCAUUUUCUGAAGCAUCGAGGGCUCAUCAAAAUCGAAACAGAAAAGAAGCCGACAACAGACAUGAUAAUAGUGAAGGGAGUGCCAGAGAUGAUGCCCCGAGGGAGAGCAAGCGAAGGCUGGUUUGGACUGAUUGGCUGCACAUUAAAUUCUUGGAAGCCAUUGACAUCUUGGGGCCUGACAAGGCUUUCCCGAAGAAAAUAGUUGAAGUUAUGAAUGUUCCAGGACUCACAAGAGAAAAUGUUGCAAGUCAUUUGCAGGUUUGUUGUUUUUCAUAUCUGAUAAAUUUCAUUCAAAUUUCCUUUGAAUUUAUCAUUCAACUCCAUCUCUAAUAAGAAAGCCAGAGAACACAAGUUCUCAUGUCCAAGUCAAUGACAACUUUUGAUGCGCGGGCAUCAUUAAUCACUACCAAAUCCGGAACAAUAAUAUUUAAAUACAAAUUUAGCAAGCAGAUAUGCUACAGAAUAUCAGCAUUUA
Diospyros lotus (date-plum) is the source of this 871-nucleotide messenger RNA. RefSeq names its product two-component response regulator ORR26-like. The coding region runs from base 1 to 726 and encodes 241 amino acids. Gene Ontology annotation, molecular function: DNA-binding transcription factor activity; DNA binding. Gene Ontology annotation, biological process: regulation of DNA-templated transcription; phosphorelay signal transduction system. The record is from RefSeq and is a predicted model, not a curated record. Gene Ontology annotation, cellular component: nucleus. The transcript has 4 exons. Lineage: Eukaryota; Viridiplantae; Streptophyta; Magnoliopsida; Ericales; Ebenaceae.